GGCCAGACUCAUUGGUCCAUGCGUCUUCCAUCCAUCCGUCCGAACACUGCCACAAUAUACUCACAUGCCGUUUUGCUCUAUCAAAUUUGUCAGCCUCAGUCCUCCCGACGUAUCGGCGUGAAGACGAAAUCAGUCAUGCGCCACAAUAUUGACAUCGGAGGAGACAGUAGCACACCUAAGUCCUCGCAACCCGAGUCCAAGCUCAUAUAAAAUCGCAGUCCCAAUAGGGGCGCUUUAUACUAACCAGCACCUCGCUGCAACGUGAUCCAAUAUGGCCUGGCAUAUCUUCUCAUUUCUGAUAUUGUCUAGCUGUGUAGCGCGGUAUGCCGGUGGGGCGGCAGUCGACUCGUCCACUACUUCAAUACGUGACCCCGCUAAUCUCGUCAACCUAUUCAUUGGGACGACAAAAGGCGGUCAUACGUUUCCCGGUGCAACACUUCCACAUGGGAUGCUGAAGGUUGGCCCCGACACAAACUCGCCAGAUAAUCAUGCAGGGUACGAUGCAAACCCCAUAUGGAAUUUUGUUGGAUUUUCGCAAAUGCAUGAUGAUGGAACCGGCGGAAGCCCUCCUCUUUCAAACUUCAAACUCUGGCCAUUCCAGUCUUGCGGGCAAUCUGACGAGUUUGAGCAAUGCACCACGUCUCUUAGCACCAGAAGCGUCCCAAGAAAGGUUCUUUCUAAUGGUUUACCUGAUGACACCGCCGAGCCUGGAUAUUUCUCGACCAAUUUGUCGACCAGUAUCCGGGUUGAGUUAACUGCAACACGAAAGGUCGCACUACACAAGUACACUUUCCCAGCAGGGACUCAAAACCCUAGGAUUCUUCUGGACCUUACUGACGAUGGUCAGCGGAGCGGGCGGAAUCCUGUCAUGGAACUCGACCCAGCUACGGGAAGAAUCAAGGGUGAUGCAUCCUUUGCGGCCUCUUUCGGAGUUGGUGGAUAUAACGCAUAUGCGUGCGUCGACUUCAAGGGAGAUGGUUUCCAGUUGGGCGCACCUAAAGAGUUCGGUGGCUGGGUUGACGACUCUCCAGUAAAGAAUGUGACGAAUGCGAACCAAUUGCAAUUCUUCUCUGGCUCUCAAGUUGGAGCCAUGCUGACCUUCACACCCAGGAGAAUCGGACCUACCUCAAUCCUGGCUCGCGUCGGCGUGUCCUUCAUCUCUGCCGAUCAAGCCUGCUCUAACGCUGAACAAGAGAUAUCUACCUUCGACUUCAACCACGUGCGUUCAGCUGCUCGCGCUGAAUGGAAUGAUCUGCUUGGUCGAAUUCAAGUGAAGACAGACGACGUGGACCCUGAAAUUGUCAGCUUGUUCUAUAGCUCGGUGUACAGGACGCAUAUAUCUCCUGCUGAUUAUUCAGGUGAGAACCCGAGAUGGGAUUCGACUGAGCCAUACUACGAUUCCCUUUACUGUAAUUGGGACACGUACCGUACUCUGUAUUCCUUCAUGGCAUUGCACGACCCCGUCAACUUUGCGAGGAUUGUCCGGGGUAUGAUUAAUAUACAGCAGCAUGAAGGUUGGCUUCCUGAGUGUCGCGGUGCUACUGAUCAACAAUGGGUUCAGGGCGGUAGCAAUGGCGACCCAAUCCUAGGAGAAUUCUUCGUGAAAUUCCACGAACAUGCAGCCGCUUUGAAUGUUUCCGGGGACGCCCUAUACACGGCCUUGCUCAGGGAUGCUGAAGAGCAACCACAAGACUGGGACUUGCAAGGUCGUCAAGCCAAUGAUUGGAAGACGUUUGGUUUCCUACCUUUCGACAGGUCUACUGGUGGAGGGUCGAACACCAGACACGUCUCUCGUGCGCUAGAGUAUGCAUUCGACGAUUUUGCUAUUUCACAAGUCGCUAAGAUCCUAAACAAAACAGACGAUGCGGCCAAGUAUGCCCGUCGUGCGGGGAACUAUAUCAACAACUGGAAUGCUACUACAGUCGUUCCAGGACGAGAAAAUAUCGUGGGCAUGAUGCAACUCAGGCUAUCGAACGGCUCCUUCGCUUUUACAGACCCUCGACACUGCAGUGUGAACGACCCGACGCAUUCCACGUGCUUCUUGGAUAGCAAUAACCAUGACGGUUUCUAUGAGAGUUCGCCUAUUGUGUAUUCUCAGUAUGUUCCGCAAGAUACGGCUAAGCUCAUCUUGCUGCAAGGCGGCAAUCAGAAAUUCAUUGACAGGUUAAACUUCAUCUUUGAAGAGAACUACUUCGAUUCGACGGACGAACCUUCCCAGCAGAUUCCGUUCAUGUAUCAUUAUGCCAAUCGUCCAGGAUUGAGUACCCAAACGUCUCGCCAGGUCAUAGCCCAAUUCUACAAUACCUCCACAAAUGGCUUGCCUGGAAACGAUGACUCUGGUGCCAUGGGGAGUUAUGUUGCAUUUUACCUGGCCGGGCUAUACCCCUUACCAGCAACCCGGCAGUUCCUCCUUUCCUCCCCUUACUUCCCCGAAAUCUCAUUCUUCAACCCCAUCUUUGGAACGACGACGACGAUCAGAGCCAAGAACUUCAAUGGGAACCCAAAGGAUGGGACGGGUGGUACCGUGUUCGUCAGGAGUGUCAAGAUUGAUGGUGAACUUUGGAAGUCCAACUGCUUCAUCGAAUGGGAUGCCUUCAUACAUGGUUCAACGAUCGAUCUUGAGUUGACAGACGAUAUCAACAUGACGUGUGGGGAAGGUGCAGACUCCCUACCUCCGUCCUUGUCUACUGGUGGAUAUGAUUGACAUCCUUGAAGAGAUGGAAGGUUGGAACGAGUAGCUCUCGGUCUCUGUUGUCAGUCAGCCAUGAAUGGUCUGUUGUCCAUAAUAUUGUUAUUGCUGACAUUGUAACGCUGGACAAAUCUGAGAAUGUCGGUAUUGUGAUGCGAUGUUCCAGAU
Molecule: messenger RNA, 2857 nt
Organism: Somion occarium
Lineage: Eukaryota; Fungi; Basidiomycota; Agaricomycetes; Polyporales; Cerrenaceae
Source: the annotation of a GenBank genome assembly